CCCGCACAGUGAUCCUCUCCGCAGAGUUGUUCCCAUUAAACCGACAAGCUGGCGGAGUUCAAGGCAUCCAAGAAACGCUCGUUUCUGAGCAAAAUGUGGCUGGGCAAGGGUGAGAAUGGGGGCAACAGCAAGGAGACUCUCUUCAAUGAUCUCUACCAAGAGAUCAAGAGUGCUGCCCCCAGUGCACAACUCACUUACCCGCUUCGAUGUCGAGUGGAGAGAUGCGACCGUGAUACACGGCAAGUGAUCUGCUCCCGCACGAAGGAAGGAUGCUCUCCACUUUUCGUCGCUUCCAAGAAAGGAAAUGUUGAAAUUGUCGAAUAUCUCAUCACGGUUUGCGGAGCAAACGUGGAGCAGAGGGGUCUCUAUGAGGUCCCCGAUGAUCGCUCCGUACAUAAUGUGACCCCUUUGUGGUGUGCCGCAGUGGCUGGCAAGGUGAAAGUAGUGGAAGUGCUGGUGAAACAUGGUGCGGAUGUGAAUUCAGUCUCGGACACCGGAUCCACGCCGGUCCGAUCCGCGUGCUUCAUGACUCAUUUGGACAUUGUGAAGCUUUUAGUGAACAAUUGUGCCGACAUCCAGCGUCCCAAUUACAACGGAGGAACGUGUUUGAUCAAUUCCGUGCAAUCCGUGGAGUUGUGCGAAUUCCUACUCCAAAACGGUGCCAACGUCAAUGCUCAGGACAUUCAGAACAAGACAGCCCUUCACUACUCCAUUCAGGAGCAUCGCUUUGAGACGACCAAAUUGCUACUCCAAUACGGAGCGGAUCCUUUCCUGGAGAGCCGAUACAAGGACGAUGCCCUACAAACCGCUUGCAUGAAAGGCGCCGCCGAGAUCUUCGAAUAUCUCAUUGACCACAUCCCUUAUAAUCCUGAGCGUGUCGCCUCGGCCUUUGAGUUGCUUGGAUCAACCUUCCUCGAUGAGCAUCACGACGUCCAGAAGACCUUUCAAUACUGGGGAGCGGCUUGCGACCUGCGCGACAAAUUUGGCCUAAUAAAGAAUGUCCUUCCUCCUAAAAUUCAGUUCCGAAUGACUCGCGAGUUCAUGGAUCGCUCAGAGCUCGAAUCUCUGGACUUGGACCUGGAGGCCCUUCGAAUGCAAUCCCUUCUCAUCUGCGAGCGAAUCCUGGGCACCAGGCAUAAAGACAUGAUCUUCCGACUGAUGUUCCGGGGAGCUGCGUAUGCGGACUCGCUGCAGUAUCAAUACUGCAUCGAUCUGUGGCGUUAUGCUCUCGAACUCCGCGUGGCCAAAGACUCCAUCCUCCUUUGUGAUACUUGCUACACGGCACAAGCCCUAGUCAAACUCUACCUGGACCUACACGAGCGACACUCGCAAGGCGUGCUCAAUGUGGAGGUUCGGAUUGAGGAUGUGGUGGGCACCAUCGAGCUUCUGGUUCGAGAUUUGUCACAGUGCGCAGAGUUGCUCCGGAUAGCUCCGCAUUGUCGCCGCCAACAAGACUCAUACGACAAAGUAUUGCGCAUCAUCACUCACCUCCUGUAUUUGGUCACCCGUCUUCCGGCGAGAGAAGAUUUGACCUUGGAUAUCAAGCGCAAAAUCCACGCCAUCAUUCACACGCUCAACCCUAAGACGACCAACGGGGAUUCUUUGCUCCACUUGAGUGUCAUGAAGAACAACACGCUGAAAAGUCAGAAUCUCUUUGAUGACGGGCACUACUCAUUCUUUCCGUCAUUUGACGUGGCCAAACUACUCGUCGAGUGCGGCGCCAAUGUGAAUGCGGUCAAUGCUAGCUAUAACACGCCUCUUCACAACGCCAGUACUUCCAACAACUAUCGUCUCGAGAUUGUUGAACUCCUUCUUGCCAGUGGCUCCCACAUUGACCUUCGAAACGGCGCUUCUCAGAGACCCGUGGAUCUUCUCAGAGCGAUUCCAGGCUGUAAGAUCAACUGGUUGCAAUUUGUCUCGCUCAAAUGUCUGGCUGCCACCGUCAUUGUCAAGAAUAACGUGUCAUACCGAGGUGAAGUCCCAGGCAUUUUGGAAGAGUUUGUGGAAGCCCACUGACCCACCGACUGAUUGAUCGACUGAACGAAUGAAUGAAAGACCGACCGACCGACUGACCACGCCCAAACCUUUCCACGUGUACCAUCACCCCUGAACUGUUAAAAGAUGAGAUAAUUGAAGAAUCGUCAUCAUCCCGAUGAACUGUCCUCAUAUGUAUCCAACCUACUUUGCUGCGAUGCUAACGCGGCUCAUUUGUAUUCGAAUCGUCCACUUGGAAGGGCUCUUGAUCAGGGAUGUGAAAUCAUUGGAAGCUAUUUUCGACCACCUGGUAGAAAAUGGUGGCAGAAAUUUCUUCAAAGUCGAUUUUUGCCAUCGCUGCUCUUGAUGCAAGUAUAGAACAGAGAUGCUGUUCAACUUGGACGUUUCAAGGAUCUAUGAAAGGAUGAAUCUACAAGAUUGCCCUGAUCGCAGUAUUCAUAGGACACAUCUGGUGUCCUUGGAAAGCUCAAACUUCGAGUUGAACGGUACUGAUUCCGAGCGAUGAGUAACGCAUCAUCAUGUCAGAAUGAGAGAAUAUUCUAUAUACAAGAAGAUUACCACUACCACCAACACCACUACUACCACAAUUACGAUGUACUUUUCCCACUGAUAUUCCUUCUGCCAAGAUUUUGUAGCAUCGCUCCCUUUCCUGUUUGUCUUAAGGAGAGGGGGAAGCUUUCGUCAUUUGUCUCCUCCUUUUCACCACCAUUAACUUAUGCGAUAAAUAAACCAUCAACUUAGUAACCAAAGUAAAA
Messenger RNA from Tigriopus californicus, 2750 nucleotides. RefSeq names its product protein fem-1 homolog C-like (gene m-cup). Gene Ontology annotation, molecular function: protein binding. NCBI's taxonomy places the organism in Eukaryota, Metazoa, Arthropoda, Copepoda, Harpacticoida, Harpacticidae. The record is from RefSeq and is a predicted model, not a curated record.